This is a messenger RNA of Fonsecaea erecta, 366 nucleotides long. Its product is annotated as ER-derived vesicles protein ERV14. Gene Ontology annotation, cellular component: endoplasmic reticulum membrane; COPII-coated ER to Golgi transport vesicle. Bases 1 to 366 code for a protein of 121 amino acids. NCBI's taxonomy places the organism in Eukaryota, Fungi, Ascomycota, Eurotiomycetes, Chaetothyriales, Herpotrichiellaceae. The record is from RefSeq and is a predicted model, not a curated record. The transcript is spliced from 3 exons. Gene Ontology annotation, biological process: endoplasmic reticulum to Golgi vesicle-mediated transport.
AUGUCGGGCGAGGCGUGGUUAUACCUGCUCGCCGUCCUAAUAAAUGCCGUCAAUCUCUUCCUGCAAGUUUUCUUCACGAUCAUGUACAGCGAUCUCGAGUGUGACUAUAUCAACCCGAUUGACCUCUGCAACCGUCUCAACACCUACAUUGUUCCCGAAGCCGCCGUUCAUGCCUUCUUGACGUUCCUCUUCCUGAUUAACGGAUACUGGUUGGCGCUACUGUUGAAUCUGCCGCUUCUGGCUUUCAAUGCGAAAAAGAUCAUCGAGAACCAGCAUCUGCUUGACGCCACCGAGAUCUUCCGAAAAUUGAACGUUCAUAAAAAGGCAGGUCCAGGCUCCGAGUUGGAUGAGACGUUCCAUUACUAA